AUGGAUAAUGAAUACAAUCGAUACUAUAUUAGAAUUCGAACUAUUUUGGGAAUAGCUCCAAAAACAAUCCACGAGGAACUAGCAACAGCUUUAGGACCUGAUGCUCCAGCAUAUCGAACAGUUGCAGAGUGGGCCGAGUGGGGUUUCCGUGAAGGAAGAGAAGAUGUCAAUGAUGAUCCUCGAUCCGGUCGUCCGGUUUCCGAACUUACAGAUGAAAAUAUUGAACUGGUACGACAGGUUAUUAGCAAUGAUCCACAUUCAACUUAUGAUGAUAUUAUAGCUGAGACAUUUCUUUCUCACGGUACAAUCGAACGAAUUAUCCAUGAUCAUCUCAAGAUGAGAAAAGUUACAUCACGUUUGGUACCCCAUCAACUAACUGCUGAACAAAAGGAAGAACGAGUUAAAGUUUGUCGUGAAAAUUUGGCCAAAUUUCGUGCUGGUUCUUGGCGAUUAUGUGACAUUAUUACAGGCGAUGAGACGUGGAUUUACCACAGACAGAUUGGUCGCAAGUCAACAAAUGCUAGCUGGAUUGC
Messenger RNA from Didymodactylos carnosus, 533 nucleotides. The record is from the annotation of a GenBank genome assembly. NCBI's taxonomy places the organism in Eukaryota, Metazoa, Rotifera, Eurotatoria, Philodinida, Philodinidae.